This is a messenger RNA of Prorocentrum cordatum, 345 nucleotides long. Lineage: Eukaryota; Dinophyceae; Prorocentrales; Prorocentraceae. The record is from the annotation of a GenBank genome assembly.
AUGCUGUUCGCGGGCCAGAGCGCCGGAGCGCACCUGGGUGCCUCGGCCCUGCUGCACCACUGCCUGCUGGAGGCCAAGCAUAUGCGAGGCGCCGCAGGUCCAGAGAAGAAAUUCGACAUAUGGUCGGUGAAGCAGUUCAAGGCCUUCGUGGGAGUGUCCGGGCCGUACGACCUCGCUGCGAUGGCGCCCCACUUCGGCCUGCCGCCGCGCAUGGUCGAUUCGCUCACCAUGGGCGACAACCUCCUCUCCUCCCCGGGGCUGCUCGUGUCGUCGGAGGAGUGGAAGGGAGGUGGCCGAGUGCGCGACCGCGCUGCUUCCUCCGAUCCUCUUAUUCCACGGAGAUAA